UUGUACCCAAAACGCCUCUAACAAUGGCAUGUGACGAGAAGAAAUUAUGGGGUGGGAGAUUCUGCAAAGCAACCAACGAGGAAUUGGUGAAGCUCAAUAAAUCCUUGGAUGUGGAUCGUCGGUUAUUUGCGGAGGACAUUGAGGGUAGUUGUGCUUAUGCGAAAGCUCUCUUCGACCGUGGAAUCUACACGAAGGGGGAGCUUGAGAAGACUCUAAAGGGGCUCCAGCAAGUUCUUGAGGAGUGGAAAACGGGCAAGAUCACCUUCCAGGAGAGUGAUGAAGAUGUCCACACGGUGAAUGAGAGACGACUGACGGAAUUGAUUGGGGAAAUUGGUGGGAAACUCCAUACAGGGCGCAGCAGAAAUGAUCAGGUGGUCACAGACAUGAGACUGUGGCUGAAGAAAGCAAUCCAGGAGCUACAGUGUAUCCUUGUUGAGGUUUUAAGGACAAUCCUGCAGCGAUCAAGGGAGAAGAUUGAUGUUCUAAUGCCAGGAUAUACGCAUCUUCAGCGUGCUCAGGCUGUUCGAUUCAGCCAUUGGCUUCUUAGCUAUGGAUUUAUGCUGAAGAAUGAUUUAGAGCGCUUUCAGGAUGUGCUGAAGAGGGUUGACACCUUGCCCCUUGGAAGUGGAGCAAUUGCAGGAAACCCCCUGGGGGUUGAUCGGCACGCCCUAGCCAGGAAUCUCUCCUUCUCUUCCGUUAUUCCCAACAGUAUGACUGCCGUUGGUGACAGAGAUUUUAUUACGGAAUUCACAUUUGUCUCCUCAAUGUGUGCUGUUCAUCUUAGCCGUUUAGCUGAAGACCUCAUCAUCUACUCAACUCGUGAAUUUGGCUUUGUUAGCAUCUCUGAGGAAUUCUCAACCGGAAGUAGUUUAAUGCCACAGAAACGCAAUCCCGACAGUCUCGAACUAAUCCGCGGAAUUUCCGGACAAAUCUUUGGGAAUCACGCGGGUUUUAUGAUGACCCUCAAGGGUCUUCCUUCGACCUACAACAAGGAUUUGCAGAGUGAUAAAACAUCCAUGUUCUCCACCUUCGACAACCUCUUUCUGGCCCUCAAAGUAACUCAAGGAGUUCUUGCAACCCUUGAUGUCAAUGAAGAGCAAUGUCAAGCAGCUCUUAGCUAUGAAACUCUAGCCACGGAUGUUGCCUAUUACUUAGUCCGCAAAGGCAUUCCCUUCCGUGUAGCUCAUCAUGCUUCGGGGGAAGUUGUGGCUUAUGCUGAAAAAGAAAAUAUUCCCCUAAAAGACGUCCCUCUGGCUGUGUUCAAGAAAAUUAAUCCAGCCUUUGGUGAAGACGUGGCGAAGAUUUGGAACUUUGAGAAUAGCGUUGAACAGUACUCAUCCUUCGGUGGAACCUCCAGGCAAUCCGUUGAAGCACAAUUGACCAACCUUGAGGAUUUUAUUGCAGAGACCACCUUCAAAAGUCAAUGAUUUGCUAUUAAAAGUGGUUUAAUGAUCAAUUAGGAAUUCCACGUUGAAAUGCACAAAAUAAUAAAAAAAAACACAAAAGGCAAUAAAAAUGAAUAAAAUAUACAAAAAAAA
Molecule: messenger RNA, 1538 nt
Organism: Lutzomyia longipalpis
Lineage: Eukaryota; Metazoa; Arthropoda; Insecta; Diptera; Psychodidae
Gene: Argl
Product: argininosuccinate lyase
Exons: 2
Coding region: 24-1427 (467 amino acids)
Cellular component (GO): cytosol
Molecular function (GO): argininosuccinate lyase activity
Source: RefSeq, a predicted model, not a curated record